GCGGGCUGCGCCCGCCCCAUCUGUACCCCGGAGCACUGCCAGGAAGACAGUGGUGAGGCCAGUGCACUUUUGGGGCUGAAUUGGUUACACAAUAUCCUCCUAUGCUUGAGACCUACAGACUACGUGUCCUACCAGAACUAAUCAGUGGUUUUUCAUCUCCUGGAGAUAAAUUAGAAACAUAAAUAUGGUGCCAAAAGAAUUCCUUACCUUACUCUAACUCCAGUUUAUUCGGACGUACUUUUGUAUUGAAGAGAAGUAUACAAAUCAAGGAUACCUGUGCAGAGACUCUGUCGUGUAGGAUCAUGGACCAUCCUAGUAGGGAAAAGGAUGAAAGACAACGGACAACUAAACCCAUGGCACAAAGGAGUGGACACUGUUCCCGACCAUCUGGCUCCUCAACAUCCUCUGGGGUUCUUAUGGUGGGACCGAACUUCAGGGUUGGCAAGAAGAUAGGGUGUGGGAACUUCGGAGAGCUCAGAUUAGGUAAAAAUCUCUACACCAAUGAAUAUGUAGCUAUCAAACUGGAACCAAUAAAAUCACGUGCUCCACAGCUUCAUUUAGAGUACAGGUUUUAUAAACAGCUCGGCAGUGCAGGUGAAGGUCUCCCACAGGUGUAUUACUUUGGACCAUGUGGGAAAUACAAUGCCAUGGUGCUGGAGCUUCUUGGCCCUAGCUUGGAGGACUUGUUUGACCUCUGUGACCGAACUUUUACUUUGAAGACUGUGUUAAUGAUAGCCAUUCAGUUGCUUUCCCGAAUGGAAUACGUGCACUCAAAGAAUCUCAUUUACCGAGAUGUCAAGCCAGAGAACUUCCUGAUUGGCCGACAAGGCAAUAAGAAAGAGCAUGUUAUACACAUUAUAGACUUUGGACUGGCCAAGGAAUACAUUGACCCUGAAACCAAAAAACAUAUACCUUAUAGGGAGCACAAAAGUUUAACUGGAACUGCAAGAUACAUGUCUAUCAACACGCAUCUUGGCAAAGAGCAAAGCCGGCGGGAUGAUUUGGAAGCCUUAGGCCAUAUGUUCAUGUAUUUCCUUCGAGGCAGCCUGCCCUGGCAAGGACUCAAGGCUGAUACAUUAAAAGAAAGAUAUCAAAAAAUUGGUGACACCAAAAGGAAUACUCCCAUUGAAGCUCUCUGUGAAAACUUUCCAGAGGAGAUGGCAACCUACCUGCGAUAUGUCAGGCGAUUAGACUUCUUUGAAAAACCUGACUAUGAGUAUUUACGGACACUCUUCACAGACCUCUUUGAAAGGAAAGGCUACACCUUCGACUACGCCUAUGAUUGGGUCGGGAGGCCUAUUCCUACUCCAGUAGGGUCAGUUCAUGUAGAUUCUGGUGCAUCUGCAAUAACUCGAGAAAGCCACACACACAGGGAUCGGCCGUCACAACAGCCUCUACGAAAUCAGACUGCAUCAUCAGAGCGCCGAGGAGAGUGGGAAAUCCAGCCCAGCCGGCAGACCAAUACCUCGUACCUGACGUCUCACUUGGCUGCAGACCGCCAUGGGGGAUCAGUGCAGGUGGUUAGCUCAACCAAUGGAGAGCUGAAUGUCGAUGACCCCACGGGAGCCCACUCCAAUGCACCAAUCACAGCUCACGCCGAGGUGGAGGUAGUGGAGGAAGCUAAGUGCUGCUGCUUCUUUAAGAGGAAAAGGAAGAAGACUGCUCAGCGCCACAAGUGACCAUGCCUCCCAGGAGUCCUCAGGCCCUGGGGACUCUGACUCGAUUACACCCGCAGCUCCUGCCAUUUCUCAUUGGAAGGGACUCCUCCGUGGGGGAGGGUGGAGAUCCAAACCAAAAAGAAGAAAAACAGAUGCCCCCCGAAGGAGCCAGUGCGGGCAGCCAGGGCCCAGUGGGUCAGUGGCCCCCCCUACCUGCCUGAGGCUCUGAGCAGGUCCCAGAGCCACUGGUCCUCCACUGCUUACCGUUGGGGCUGCCUGGUUGACUCUCCUUCCUAUUGUUUACAGUGAAGGUGUCAUUCACAAAAACUCAAGGACUACUAUUCUCUCCCCUCCCCUUAGUUUACUUGCUCCUGGUUCUUGCCCCACCCUCAACCCUCUCCAGCAUAAAAGCUAAUGAGCUGAAAGCUUUGUCUGCUGAAGGAGCUUGAGAGGCUGGGGGUGCGGCCAAGAAGGUAGGAGGGAGAUGCAGGCCAAGGCUGGAGGAGAACCUUCUCCACCCACCAGGUGUGUCUGGCAGUAUGGCUCUCCCUCUUCCUCUGUGCCUGUGCAGCCUCCAUCCCGAGCUGGCCACGGGGUGCAGGUUACUCCCCCCUUCCCUCCUGUGAAGUUACACUGUAGGACACAAGCUGUGAGAAAUCUGCAGUCUACUGUCCCUGUGUGUUGGCGUUCUUAGCUUUCUUGACAAGCGAACUCUGUUCUCCAGACGGUAGUAGAACAUUGCAAAUUGUUCUGAGCAAAGGACAAAAAAACCUGACUUUAUUGCACUUUUAGUUUUUUUUUUUAAAAAACAAAAAACAAGGCAGAUGCAUAUUGUGUCUGGUUAUAUUGGGAGUUUUACUUUUUUUUUUCUGUUUUGAGGGGGAUGGGGCCAGCCAAGCCAUUCAGAGAGAACAUGGGUCCAGAGGACAUUCUCAAUGGAAAGAGUUGGGUCUGCAGCACCCAGAAGAGAAGAAGCCAAACUCUGUGUCAUUCUGAGUGAACCCUCAGGUUGGCAAGGAAACAUACUUGAAUUUUCAUUCGUCUUCUCAGCUGCUGAAGAAUGUCCCUUCCAGAGCCUCUUGACCUCAUCAGCCUGCAGUUUGGACAACCUAGCUCUCCAGCACAUGGGAUGAGCCAGCCAAGCCAGACUGUGACAGGAGACAGUUCAUCCCAGAGAAGGAGAUGCUUAACAAAAAAAAUCUGAAAUAUCUGUUUCCUCCACUGCCAGGGACUUCCAACUAGAUAGACAUGUGACUUCCUUAGUGACUUGGGGGACAAAAUUAGUGAUGAAACAGCCACCACUGUAAUGCCACUAGUGGACAAGAAGGAGGAAAGUGAUCCUGCCUUCCAACUGCCAGAGGAACCUCAGGAUUUGGCUCAUUAUAGGGCCAGGAAAUAAAAUUGGUCUGUACUGUUUGCCCCAAUAGCUGAGUUACAGCAUUUGGGCUGGCCUGCCUUAUCAGAAACCAAGUACCUGCAAAUCUUCUUCCAGCAGGUCCAUAGCCGCAGGCUUAGGCCUCAGUGUAUGGGGCUAUAGUGAACAGGAGGGUAAGAUUCGUUAGUGCUGGAAAAUUCCUGGGGAAAGGAGACUGAAAUGAAAGGUGUGAAAUUAUCCUCUCACUUGGACUUAGACUCCUUCUAGAUGAGAUGGCCACACAUCUAGAGCCUGUUCUCCCCGGUACACUCUCCAUGUCCAGACACGGUGCCAUGAAGGGUCUUGGUUCCUCAUUCACUGCUUGAAAAGUCACCAGUGUAUGGAGUUAAUAGAAUUUCUCAUGCUUGAUUUUCGUUUGAGAUGAGCGACUCAUCCAAACAGUGACUUCUCAUUCCAGAUGUGAUCGAGGAGAAAGGAUUAAUUACAUCAGAGAAUGAGGUCUUGUGUCCGGGGGUAGAGAGAGCUAACCAUGGAGGACAGUGGCUGGUGACUUAGUCUGGGGGUUUUGGGAACACGGAAAUCAUUGCCUCUGGCUUGAGAUGUAGGGCUGUCUUUUGGACUGGAGGAUGCAGACACACUUUCUGGUAGUUGGUAUUUUCUGACAAGUCCCUUGAUGUGUCUUACAUGGAGCAGAGAUAGCGGUAGCGUGGAUCAGAGUUACUGGGCAUCACCUGUGUUCCGCUGGUCCUUGGCUAGGAAAUAUCACUUCACUGGCUUCAAAUUUUCCUAGCUUAUAUAAAGAUUAUAAUCUUUCAUUUCUUUAAAAGAAAAUUUCCUAUAAACAGAACAGAAUGGCUGGGAGAUGCAGGGUCACACGGCUUCCCCACAAGAAUUUUCAAUAUUGGGGUUUGCUUCCUUGACAUUAGCUGGUGGUUAAGGCACUGUCACUGAAACUUACAUAGUUUCUCAGUUGGCAUUUGGGUAACUCUUCUCAAUUUGGGUAAUCCUAAUUUCCUGUAUAGAAUCUUGAACCUCCACAUCCCUGUGUAGAAAAAGCCUUGCUUCUCAUGGGAGGGCAAGAGGAAAUGGUGGCAAAGUCUGGAGCAUCCCUGGCACCCCUUACUCCACUAAGUGCCUCCCCACUUCCACAAAAAAAGCAAAGGCAGUUACCAGCUUGGCUGCAGGCAAGCCCUCUUGCAGCUGGGUUUGUGACUUUUUCAGGGUCUUAACUUUGUUUUAACGGCUCGCUAUUGCGGGAUCGAACCUGGGCAGCUGUGGGGUUCUUCCUAAUGCACUCUUCUCACUCUCUGCCCCCCUCAGAUCUCUUACUAGAUAUUUGAUUUUUCAUAACAAAGGUGAAGAGCCCAAGUCCUUCUGGCAUGCACAGUAAUGGUGAUCCUCUCAGGGCCAUUGGUACUCCAGGGUGGUUCCAGACCCCCGAGAGAGUCAACUGUGAUCUUCCUUUAAAAAAGAAAAAAAAAAAUUUUUUUUUUUUUUCUUUUUAAGAAGGAUACCUAAGGAGUAACGUGGCCACAUCAGUUUCAUCCCCAUCAGCACAUCCCAUCAGGCCUCCCUCCUCAGCCCCGUUGCUGUCGUUGAGUAGCUAUAUUCCUCAGCCAGGGCUUCGGGGUUGGGCACUCCCUCCAGCUACCGCCCACCCAAAUCCACUUGCUCUGUCAUCUUUGAGCUUCCUUCACUCCAUAACCAUGAUACCUAGGGAUCUUUUUCUUCAGGAUUGAUGCAGUUGCUGAGUUAGCAUUAAGCACUAACAACAUUAGGGGUUCUCCCAAGCCCUGCAGUCCUUCAGGCAUUGCAUCCUGAGCAGAUUGAGGCAAGCAGGCCAGGAAUCCACCAAGAGGUAGGGGAUCCUUCCCUUGUGGCCAGAGCAUGGCUGUGUCUGUGCAGUACGGGUUGAUUACUUGCUGUGCAUCCCCUGGUGUUUCCCAGUGAUUUCACUCCAGACUGCUCUGCAAGGAUGUGCAGAGUGUGCCAGCAGCAGCAUGCUUUCAUGUCUGCCUUAAUUAACAUACUCCUGCCAUUUUGGGUCUGUCUAGGAGGAAACGGUCUAGGAAGGUACAAAGUCAGGUGAUGAGGUUGGCCUCCAAUUAAAGCCCCAUUUUAUUUUGGGAUAUAGGGUGACGGAAGACAGCAGGAUCCUGAGUUUUCCAGUAGAAGUGUUGACUGCCUGUUCAUUCUCAGUGAACUCCAAGUUCGUAGAAACAGCCCCUGCCAUUAGCCAGCAGAGAUGUCCAUCGCCUCUAAAGUACCUUCCAACCUGGUUCACUGGAAAUGUACAUUGGGAGUACACAUUCAGUGUUGGUUCUCAGUGUUAGUAACCACUUCUGUUGUCAGAAAUGAGU
Molecule: messenger RNA, 5393 nt
Organism: Kogia breviceps (pygmy sperm whale)
Lineage: Eukaryota; Metazoa; Chordata; Mammalia; Artiodactyla; Physeteridae
Source: RefSeq, a predicted model, not a curated record